GCGCAGGCGGCGGGAUCUCUCUCCCUUUUACCGCCAUCGGAGCGGAGUCUCUUUCUUCCCCGGGACCGCUUCACUGCGCAGCGCCGCCUAACCUGUCCAGCCUCCGGCCAGAGAGCGAAGCAUCACUUGAGACUCAGCAAAAAUGGCAGACAUUGACAACAAAGACCAGGCUGAGAUGGACCCGGCAGAUUUGGAGGAUGUGGAGGAAGUGGAUGAGGAGGAGACCGGAGAAGAUGAAAACAGCAAAGCUCGUCAGCUGACUGUGCAGAUGAUGCAGAAUCCACAGAUCCUGGCUGCGCUGCAGGAAAGGCUGGAUGGUCUCAAUGGUUCGCCGUCAGGGUACAUGGAGAGUUUACCAAAGGUUGUAAAGAGACGUGUAAACGCCCUGAAGAACCUGCAGGUGAAAUGUGCCCACAUCGAGGCCAAGUUCUAUGAAGAAGUUCAUGAACUGGAGAGAAAGUACGCAGCCCUCUACCAGCCCCUCUUUGAGAAAAGAAGUGACAUAGUGAAAGCAGCGUAUGAGCCCACAGAUGAGGAAUGUGAAUGGAAGGCAGAUGAGGAGGAAGAGCUGACAGUAAGUAAGCAGGAUGAAAUGAAGGAGAAGGCCAAGUUAGAUGAAGAGAAGAAGGACGAGGAGAAGGAGGACCCCAAAGGCAUCCCUGAGUUCUGGUUAACGGUUUUCAAAAAUGUGGACCUGCUCAGUGACAUGCUGCAGGAACAUGAUGAACCUAUCCUUAAACAUUUACAGGAUAUUAAAGUAAAAUUCUCAGAUCCAGGACAGCCCAUGAGCUUCACGUUAGAGUUCCACUUCGAGCCCAAUGACUUUUUCACAAACACAGUGUUGACGAAAACUUACAAGAUGAGGUCAGAGCCCGAUGAGAACGACCCCUUCUCUUUCGACGGCCCGGAGAUCAUGUGCUGCACAGGUUGCCAGAUUGACUGGACAAAGGGCAAGAACGUCACGUUGAAAACAAUCAAGAAGAAACAGAAGCACAAGGGUCGCGGCACGGUCAGGACAGUCACCAAAACGGUCCCCAACGACUCCUUCUUCAACUUCUUCACCCCACCAGAAGUCCCAGAAAAUGGAGAGUUGGAUGAGGACGCGGAGGCAGUCCUGGCUGCUGACUUUGAAAUCGGCCACUUCAUCCGUGAGCGUAUCGUUCCUCGGGCCGUGCUCUACUUCACAGGAGAGGCCAUCGAGGAUGAUGAUGACGAUUACGAUGAAGAGGGAGAGGAGGCGGAUGACGAGGAAGGUGAGGAGGAGGCUGACGAGGAGAACGACCCCGACUACGAUCCCAAGGUUUAAGUGGUGACAGUAGAAAAAUAACCCUAUCCUGAAGGAUGCAGCCCCCCCAGCUGAAUGCAAGCAGCAGUGAAGCCUGGCCUGGCUGCCUUGAGGAUCAACUGCACUGUUAAAGCUUCUAAAAUUAAAAAUUAAAAGAAAAGAUAAAAAAAAAAAAAAAAAUAGUUACUUACCGCCUUAUAAUGUUUUGUAUUUUUCUUGGUAGA
Molecule: messenger RNA, 1509 nt
Organism: Toxotes jaculatrix (banded archerfish)
Lineage: Eukaryota; Metazoa; Chordata; Actinopteri; Toxotidae
Gene: nap1l1
Product: nucleosome assembly protein 1-like 1
Exons: 16
Coding region: 143-1306 (387 amino acids)
Biological process (GO): nucleosome assembly
Cellular component (GO): chromatin; nucleus
Molecular function (GO): chromatin binding; histone binding
Source: RefSeq, a predicted model, not a curated record